AUGAUGGACAAAUUCUUCGAGAAAUGUCGCCUCUGCAUGGGCUGCGAUAACGUCGAUAUUUUCAUGUUCAGCAAUAACACCUUGCUAGAAAUCAUCAAAUCCUUACUAGAAGUCCAAGUCAACCUCAACGACAACCUGCCGAAGAAAAUCUGUAUGCAAUGCUUCAGAAACAUUGAUCUUUUAUCAAAAUUUAGGAAUAUCGUCAGAGAAACCGAUACCAAGUACAAAAUCCUACUAGCAGCCACUGAGAGUAAUAUCAUAGUAAGUAAUAUUGUAUCUAAUAACUACAUAUCCUCACCGUGUACUUCUACAAGUGAAUCCAUGCAGUCGACAACUGAUUUAACCAUGCAGAACGCUAACAUGUAUAUAAACACUGAAGUCCAGACGGAAACAGGUAUACCGGUGAUAAAAACUAAUCCGCAUAUUGUUAAUUUAAAUCCUAAAAUGGAGACGUUUGCUAUAAUGAAUUCCAUGCCGUAUAACACCAGGAUUAUACAACAAGACCCGGAUACUAUGAGUUUUCAGGCCGAUGGCAGCGUUCUGGUUACCAGCAUACACGGUAUGCAACAAAAACCAACAAACUAUGAGAAUAUUUAUACUUGUACAAGCCAACCUGGUGUGUCCGGUAUGCAAAACGACUUGGUAAAACAACAAUUCACCAACAUACCUAUAACUUACCAGGAUAAUGGUAUGUUAACAGAUCAUAUUAAGCACGAAGGUGGUGGUGAGUAUUUUAUAGAAAAUUAUGUUGAUAAUAGGUUGUUUGCUUACCGGGCGUACCCCCAGAAUGAAAUACCCAACUCACAGACUUCUUUUGAAAGUACUGAACAAGUUGAAGCGAUGGAUCAAAGUGUUACGGACUCCAUGAAGCAGGAUAUUGAUGAUGAUACGACAAGCACUAUGGAUAACGAGCCUGAUUUGCAUGAAGAACCUUUAGAUGAUACUGAGGACGACCCUAAAAUAGACACGACAACAGGUACGCCUCCGCCUGUAGAUACACAAAACUCUGAUGAGCCCCAAAAGUCUCCUAAACCGGUGAAGCCUGUGGACAAAUUCCCUUGUCCCCAGUGCGACUUGGAGUUCACCUCCAACUUAAAACUAUCCUACCACACCAAAAGUGUGCACGAGGAACGUAAAUUCCAGUGCACAGUUUGUGAACGCAAAUUCAUGACUGCACAUCACCUGAAAAUGCACAGUGCUAUGCAUGUGGAAGUCAAACCCUUCCCCUGUGACGAGUGCACAGCAAGUUUCACCUACAAAAAGCUCCUAGAAUCCCACAAACUGACCAAACACAUUGUAAGUUCAGGAGACGCCCAGUUCCCCUUCGCUUGUUCAGUUUGUGAAAUGAAAUUCUCAUCCCGCAACACCUACAACCACCAUGCAAAGAGCCACCGGGGCAACAAAGGACCAUUCCCCUGUGACGUCUGUGGUAAAGACCUGGCCACGAAAGAGAGCUUGAAUUGUCACAAACUGAUGCACACAGGAGAGAAGACUUUGUUGUGUGAGAUAUGCAAUAAAGCCUUUAGUCACAGAAAGUAUUAUGCGGUUCAUAAGAGAGUUCACACCGGUGAACGUCCUUACACUUGUACGACUUGUGGGAAGAGCUUCACGCAAGCUUCAACUUUAACUGUGCAUAAAAGAUAUCACAGCGGGGAGAGACCUUAUAUUUGUUCCAUUUGCGAUAAGGGAUUUGUUACGAGGACUAUUAUGGUAAAUCAUAUGAAGAAACAUUCUACGUAA
Molecule: messenger RNA, 1740 nt
Organism: Ctenocephalides felis (cat flea)
Lineage: Eukaryota; Metazoa; Arthropoda; Insecta; Siphonaptera; Pulicidae
Product: zinc finger protein 567-like
Exons: 1
Coding region: 1-1740 (579 amino acids)
Biological process (GO): regulation of cytokine production; regulation of immune system process; negative regulation of transcription by RNA polymerase II
Cellular component (GO): nucleus
Molecular function (GO): zinc ion binding
Source: RefSeq, a predicted model, not a curated record